GCUACUAGCAUUAUAUAUACGCACAAGUGAUGCUCUCGAAGUCUGGACAUCACUUGCCAGACAAUGUAUACACUGGUAGCUAGAUUAUAUUGCGUGUAAAAUUGGCCGGAAUGGGAACAACGGUGGAGGAUGUGGUGAUAGUGGGAGGAGGCAUAGCAGGGCUAGCGACGGCGGUGGCGCUGAAGAGAGCUGGAAUAGAAGCAUUGGUGUUGGAGAGAUCGGAAGGGCUUCGAGCCACCGGUGCAGCUUUGACUCUAUUCCCAAACGCCUGGUUUGCUCUUGAUGCCUUGGGGGUUUCUCAGAAGCUUGCUUCGUAUGCCCACUCUCGCAAGCUUUAUAUAACUGAUCUUGACACUGGAGAAGUUCAAGAAGUCCCUUUCAUCAAACCCAAUGGUGAUGCAGUUGGACCCAGAUCAGUACACAGGAAAGCCUUGCUUGAGGCUUUGGCAGAUGAAUUACCGGUUCAUUCAAUCCGUUUCUCUUCCAAGAUCUCUGCUAUCGACACCCAACAACAUGAAGGUUCAUCCAUUGCCAUUGUUCACAUGGAAAAUGGAACUGUCAUUAAAGCAAAGGUUCUCAUUGGGUGUGAUGGGGUUCACUCAGUGGUGUCACGCUGGUUAGGUCUCCGUGAUCCAGUUCUUUCAGGUCGAUCAGCUGUUCGCGGAUUGGCUGUGUAUCCUCAGGGCCAUGGACUCGAGCACAAUGUGCGACAGUACGUAGGAACAGGCAAAAGAGCUGGUAUUGUUCCCCUCACCGACAAAGAGAUCUACUGGUUCAUCAGUUACACAUCUCCGGCUAAAGAGACCUCCUUGGAAGAUUUUCCGGAAGAUAUUCAAAAAGAAGUACUAGAGAAUUAUGGCAAGGACAUCCCAACUAUAUUCUCCGAUGUUGUGAAGCAGUCAGAUCUUUCAACAUUAACACGGGCUCCACUGAAGUAUAGGUAUCCCUUGAACGUAGUAUUUGGAACCUUAAGCAAGCAAAACAUUACGGUAGCCGGUGAUGCCAUGCACCCCAUGACACCUGAUCUAGCUCAGGGUGGUUGCUCGUCAUUAGAAGAUGCAGUGAUCUUAGGCAGGCAUAUUGGGAGAUACUUUGUGCAGAACGGACAAGUACUUGUGGCGAAAGAGAUUAGUGAAGUGCUGGGCAAAUAUGUGGAAGAAAGAAGGUGGCGCGUCGCUUUGUUGAUCACGGGGUCUUAUAUAUCAGGAUGGGUGCAGCAGGCGGGCUCUGGAUGGGGUGGGAAAUUCUUGAGAGAUGUCAUAUUUUACAAGUUCCUUUACCUUAAGAUGGUUAGAUACGUAAAUUAUGACUGUGGAAAACUGGAGUUCUAGUACCAUUUCCAUUCAUAUUUCCCUUCAUUUUUACUUGAAGGAGGAAUGGAAUUGUUUGUAAACCAUGCAGCACUGUAGCAUUCAUUCUAAUCCGUAAAAUAGACAAGGUCUUUUUUUUU
Fragaria vesca subsp. vesca is the source of this 1450-nucleotide messenger RNA. RefSeq names its product FAD-dependent urate hydroxylase-like. The record is from RefSeq and is a predicted model, not a curated record. The transcript has 5 exons. The coding region runs from base 111 to 1331 and encodes 406 amino acids. Gene Ontology annotation, molecular function: FAD binding. Lineage: Eukaryota; Viridiplantae; Streptophyta; Magnoliopsida; Rosales; Rosaceae.